Lecanosticta acicola is the source of this 1308-nucleotide messenger RNA. NCBI's taxonomy places the organism in Eukaryota, Fungi, Ascomycota, Dothideomycetes, Mycosphaerellales, Mycosphaerellaceae. The record is from the annotation of a GenBank genome assembly.
AUGAGGCUCCUACACACCACAGCCGCAGCCGCGGCAUCUACGGCCCUCCUCCUCGCCCACCAAACAACAGCAGCCGGCUUCAGCGCGACAAACACCCUCUCCGUCUACUGGGGACAGAACUCCUACGGCCAGAACUCCGGCGCCCUCGCCCAACAAGGCCUGGCAUCAUACUGCCAGAACGCCGCCAUCGACGUAAUCAACAUGGCCUUUGUCGUCAAGAUCAACUCGGGCAAAGGCGGGCAACCCGAGAUCAACCUCGCCAAUUCUGGCGUCAACUGCACCAUCUUCAAUAACACAAACCUCUGGGACUGCGGCCCCAUUGGCGCGGACAUCAAGACCUGUCAGAAGACUUACAACAAGACCAUCCUCAUGUCGAUCGGGGGAGCGGCCUACACCGAAGCGGGUUUCAGCAGCGCGAACAACGCCACCGCAGCGGCGAAUCUGAUGUGGAACAUGUUCGGCCCCGUGAACAGCAGCAGCCCCGCCCUGCGCCCGUUCCACGACGCCGUCGUCGACGGCUUCGACCUCGACCCGGAGCAGAAGAGCAACUACUUCCGCGCCUUCGGCCUGCAACUCCGCGCCCUCAUGAACGCGAACACGUCCAAGCCCUGGUACCUCACCACCGCGCCGCAGUGCCCCUACCCGGACCCCAACAUCGACCCCAUGCUCAACGACCCCCGCGGCGGCGUCCCCUUUGACGCCGUCUACAUCCAAUUCUACAACAACCCCUCCUGCGACCUUUCAUCCUUCAACGCCUCCCUCCCCACCACUUCCUCGCAGCCCAAUUGCAACCUCGCCACCUGGAACGCCUGGGCGCAGAAGAACAGCGCGAACAAAAACGUCAAACUCUUCGUCGGCGCGCCCGCGGCUCCCGGCGCCGCGAAUACUGGCUAUCUGACCGCCGCGCAGCUGCAGAAGGUCAUCGCGUAUGGGAAGGGGUUUAGUAAUUUCGGGGGCGUCAUGGUUUGGGAUGCGAGUCAGGCGUAUGCGAAUCAGCCGUGGUUGGGGAAUGUCAAGACGGAUUUGAAUGGUGCUGCUGCGAAGAAGCAGAAGAGGAGGAGGAGGAGGGGGGAAGGUGCUUUUUGGAGGAGGAGGGGGGAGGAAGUGGAGGAAGUGGAGGAGGAGGAAUGGAUGGAUGGGUUGGAUGGAUGGAUGGGUUGGAUGGAUGGAUGGAUAGGGAGAGGGUCUGAGCAGGAGAGAGAGAGAAGAAUGAAAACCCGAGGCGCCAAGGAGAAAUGCAACGGCGGAGGGCAGACGGCGGUGGUCAGAGAGCCGACCCAAGAACUCCCCCUGGUCACAACACUCUAG